UCAGCCGCCGCCUGCCGCGUACCGGGCCACGAGUGCGCCGCGCGAACUCCGAACUACUCAAUACAUCGCGAAAAACUAAAAGUGCAUAGUGCUGUUUGUGUUACAUGUGACACAGUGCUGUUAACACUUUUGCAUUGGAUUUUGUAACCGAGGUGCAGUAAGGAAAACCACCCGGAAAGAAAUGAAAACAAGAAAAACAUACCCUAUUAAACACCAACUGAUGUUUAAAAUAUAACUGAUCUCAAAAACUAUGAACAUGAGCAGUCUAAAUGAAGCAACCAACCUCACCCUCAACAGGAGUGACAUAGUCGACCCUAUAGCCAUCUUCGGGCCGCAAAGAGACUCACUGUACAUAGUGAUCCCCAUCACAAUAAUUUAUUCAAUAAUUUUCAUAACUGGUCUAUUCGGAAACGUGUUUACUUGCAUAGUCAUAGUGCGCAAUAAGAGCAUGCACACUGCAACAAACUACUACUUAUUCAGCUUAGCAAUCUCAGAUUUACUUCUGCUUGUGAGCGGAAUGCCUCAAGAGAUGUAUUCAAUAUGGUCAAAGUGGCCUUACGUGUUUGGGCCAGCGUUCUGUGUGAUGCGAGGCCUGGCUGCGGAGACGUCCACCAACGCAAGUGUUCUGACCAUCACUCUGUUCACUAUAGAGAGGUAUCUAGCUAUAUGCCAUCCGUUUGUUUCGCAUCAGAUGUCGAAACUCUCUCGAGCAACGAAGCACGUGCUGAUGCUAUGGGUAGCGGCGUUAGGACUAGCAUUACCUCAAGCUCUGCAGUUCGGUAUCAAAAACUACCGAGGUGUAACCAUGUGCCUACAAACACGGGUGAUCGUGGAGCAUUCGUUCGAAAUAUCUACAUUCUUCUUCUUCUUCGCGCCGAUGGUUCUGAUCACAGUCCUGUACUCGCUGAUUGGUCUGAAACUAAAGAAGACAAGUAUGAGCAAGGAGGUCCGAGAUCCAAAGCUCUUUGAACGGAGUUUGAGCUGCGCGCACAAAGCGCACAGAAAACCCGGUCAAUCUACUAGACGAGUGGUGAAGAUGUUAGUGGCAGUAGUGGUGGCCUUCUUCGUAUGCUGGGCGCCGUUCCAUGCUCAACGGCUCGUGGCGAUCUACGGUACCACGCCCGACCACAUGGCGCGGUCACCCAUCCUGCUGAAGGUCUACUACUCCCUCACCUACUCGUCAGGCGUGUUCUACUACAUGUCCACGUGCAUCAACCCUAUAUUCUACCACAUCAUGUCCAAUAAGUUCAGAGAGGCGUUCAAAAACACGUUCAGGCAGUGGUGCUGCCAGUCCGGCAAGCAGCUGGAGAUCAAGCGCUGCUCCUACACGGCCGUGGGCAUCGUGAAGAACGCCACCUCCUCGGACACAGGUAGCUCAGGGAAGUCUUUAAGAAACGAUCUCGCCCAACUACAAAGCUUGACCAAAGAAAACGGCGUGGAGACUAGCCAGUUAAUCUGCCCCGCUUGCAAGAAAGUCGUCUCGGGCAGCGGCCGCAGCAAUCAGCUCGCCGUCAACAAAAACUACAAGUUGAACAGGAAAAACAGUAUUCAACAAACACAAAAAACUUCCCUCGUCAACGAAACACCAUUCGUUAGUCUCAAAACUAGAGAGAUACCACAAAUAAUGAUCUCUACCAGAAAUGGCAAAUUAGAACGUGAACAUUCUCUAAGCGGAGCAGAUGUGACUUAAAAAUUCAUUGUCUCAAAAAAAAUAGACUGAAGUCGUAAAGAACAUUGAAGUAAUAAAGUCUUUGUAAAUGUCGAGGUAACAAGAUACGUAUAGAUUUUAUUUAGUGAGAUUGUUUUAUUGAAUGAAGACACCGCUUUUAGCAGUAGGUAAAAAUAUGUGUUCCUCGUGUGUGGUGUUUUUAAGAAUUGUGAUGUACCUACUUAAUAAGUUUAUAAUAAGUGGUGACCGUAAAAAAAAGAGAAAAUAUUGUUUCCCUUGUGCUAGGUUAAAUCAAAUACUAAGAAUAACUAGAACAUUAAAUGGAUGCGUUUUAAAAGAUGGAUUAAAAAACAAUGAUGUUUAAAAGACUGGUAAUAAAUGGAAAAAGGUAUCUCGUGUUGACUAGGGGAUGAGUGCUCGCCUAGUAGGUAUCGUUGUAAUCUUUUUAUUAUUAGACUUGUUAGUUUUGUUUUUAAUCGAUCCCAUUUGACAAUAUUUUAGUGACACGUGUAGGUAUCAUCCAAAUACUUACGCCAUAAUGUAGAGCUGAUAAGAAUUUUUAUUUUAUUUUAUUUUUCUUUAUUCAGUUUAUUUUUUCAGAAUGUAAAGUUGAUAAUAGGUACGUUAGUCUUUAUUUUUUAAGCAAAACAGACAAUGUUUGUUUCUUUCCUGCAUAAUAAGUAUUCCCGUAGUACCUAGUACCGAACUCUAUUAUCUUGCUAUGUAUAUUUCUUGUGUCUUGUACUACAAUAAUACUUACUUUUCAAAGUAUGUUAAACGCGGUGGCGGGAAACAUGUUUUCUCAUAUAACGGCAGAAAUAAUAACACAUUGAAAAUAUGUAAUAUUUUCAUUCAUUUUACUACGACCAUGACGUCUCAUUCAGAAAUCUAAAGCAUUUUUGUAAAUAAUUUCACAUUAUUAUGAAUUAACGUUUUAUUUGUUACCAGUCAUCUGAAACAAAGGGAGAAGGGUAUAUUUUGUAAGAGUUUUGUAAAUAAAAGUUAAGCAGUUAUUGUUAUUAGGUACUGAAUAAUGUAAAAGUAUUUCCUAACUAUUGUUUUUACAUAUUUUUAUAAAUAACUAAAGUUCUCUUCCGCUGUGUCUCUAGUGUCACUAUGAUGUCACCUGUGUACUUACCAUGAGUUUACGUUAGGUGUGCUCGCUAGCUACUCGUAUGUACGUCAAAAAAUUAUAUGAAGAUUUUAUUUCUUGAAAGUAGCCGCUACACAAUAUCUCAUACAUCAUAAUGUUAUUUUUUUACGCAGUCGCUAGCGAGCACAUCUAACGUAAACCCAUGGUAAGCACUAAGCACACUGAUCUUGAGCAAAUUGGCGAAGUAUAAGUUAUUUGUAAUUAGGUAGUAUUAUUUGUUUUGACAAUUCCUAAAGUUUAAUUCGGUAGUGCUUUGGGAAAUCUCGUCUGAACAAUCUCAGUUAUUCCUUGCUCAAUCUCCCAGACAAAAGCACAUCAAGCUAAGUACUGAGAUACCUACUUUAUUAUGUAAUUGUGAUAGUUGCUAUUUUUCAAUAAAAAAAUAUGUAUAGCCUGAGGGCUUAGUGUGAGUUUACAGCAAACGUCAUCACUAGUGAGCGCGUAAAAAAAUGACAUUAAAUGGACGACGGAUUGUACAGCGCCCCUAGAAAACUUUCUAACUAAAAUUUUAAUAUAUGUAUUUUUAACGCGAUCACUAGUGAGGCCGUUUGAUGUACUCACACUCAGUCCACUGAUAUGCUUUCGGCUGGCUACAUUAGAUUUUAAUUAAUAAUAUUUCCGUUAAAUCCUCCAGCUUAUUUUAAUGAUUGUAUUAGGAGUGGGUUUACAAAUAUAUUUUUAUUCGAUCCAGCAUAUUCAUAUUUGAACCCUAUACCAAUGACGAACCAACAUCUGCACCUGUCUGAACUUUAGUUAGAACUAAUUUUAUGCAAACAGUUUUUCUGUGUGUACCUCAGGUUACCUGUCACCGUAAUAUUGUGAAUUCCGUCAGAUUAUAAUCUGACGUAGUUAAAUUACAAUCUAACCUAACCUAACCCACUGUUAGUUUACAAUCUUACGCGUUAUAUUAUAAACUGACGGAGUUCCCAAUUUCGCGUUGACAUACCUAUAUCUUUAGUGCCAUUUUAAAGUGCCUGAAAGAAAAAUCAAGGCAGUGUUUCCUAUGGCAGCCACUGUUUGAGGAAUCGCACUCAUCACAUUAUUACCGGAGUAUUUCUAUCCAUAAUAUUUCUUUUAUUUUUCCAUCGCAAGCAAACAACAGUUUUUUUUUCUUACGGCUCGCCUGAAAAUGAUGUUUUGAUGUUUUAAAGUUACGUAGUAGAUAGGAAUAGUAAAACAUAAAAUUCUAAUUUCCUAUUCCGAUUCCGAAUCAAAGAGGUUGAAUACUAAUCAUAUGAAUUUCGACGUUUCAAAUUCAAACAAGAUUAUUGCCCUCGAAGUUUUAAUGAAAUCCAGUACAUUACCCCUCGCAAGGGAAUUAAUGAGUUACUUUAGGUUUGUUUUACAUGACAUGAUUAGGUAUUAGACCGUUAUCAAGCAGGUGUUGUGACAGUUGAUAUGGUUCAAAGGUGAACUUGUCACAGGUUCAUUAAAGAUGAACUACACUGAACUGUCCCAUCAAACACAUUGACAGGGGGGCGCCACCGUCGUUCAACUACAUAGUUUCCAGCUUGGCAUAAAUCGGAACCAGCGAUCCGUUAUUGAUGGUGGCACCCCCCUGUCAGUGUCACGGGUGGGACAGUUCAGUGUAGUUCAUCUUAACAGCAGUAUUUAAACAAUGACGUGUAUUUUAUUUCUUUAUUUCGUAUCGAAAUGGCCUAGUCCGUUAAUAUAGUUCUUAAAAAUCGGUAGACAAUGAACAUGGGAAAUCGAUGCUAUAA
Ostrinia furnacalis (Asian corn borer) is the source of this 4543-nucleotide messenger RNA. RefSeq names its product diapause hormone receptor-1 (gene Dhr-1). Gene Ontology annotation, molecular function: neuromedin U receptor activity. Bases 251 to 1690 code for a protein of 479 amino acids. NCBI's taxonomy places the organism in Eukaryota, Metazoa, Arthropoda, Insecta, Lepidoptera, Crambidae. Gene Ontology annotation, biological process: neuropeptide signaling pathway. Gene Ontology annotation, cellular component: plasma membrane. The record is from RefSeq and is a predicted model, not a curated record. The transcript has 5 exons.